Apiotrichum porosum is the source of this 1632-nucleotide messenger RNA. RefSeq lists its product as uncharacterized. Gene Ontology annotation, molecular function: DNA binding. The record is from RefSeq and is a predicted model, not a curated record. The transcript has a single exon. Lineage: Eukaryota; Fungi; Basidiomycota; Tremellomycetes; Trichosporonales; Trichosporonaceae. The coding region runs from base 1 to 1632 and encodes 543 amino acids.
AUGGCACGGCCAACACCCGUCCUAUGGGCCAACAGUCCCAGGUUUCUACCAGUCAUCCCACAGCAUGCUUCUCGCGCACCCCGGCCACCCAUUGUCACUGUUCGCCCUACGUUUAUCCGCGACUAUGACCACAGGAUCCCAACGAGAUGGGCACACUACCGUUCCUUGAUCCGAGCACUCAAGACCGCUCAGCCUCUGCUGUCACCGCCACCACCAUCAACACCACCACCACCACCACCACCACCACCACCGGCUCUCAAGCGACGGAACAACAAGCGACUUGCAUUCCCCUCAGCGCCACUCGAAUUUCCUGUUCCCCUUCCUUCUACGUAUGCUUCCUCGUCGACGUACCCUUACCUCUUGGACGCGGUGCGCGACCGCUGGCGCGCAGGGAGGAAAUGGACCUCCCUCCUCCGUACCAAAGCCUUUCUCCAGGCCGAGGAUUCCCUCCUGAACGACAUCACAUUGGCAUCACCCCGUCUUCGCGAGCUUGAAGCUCAAGCCAAGGACAACGCCACGCGCAAGGCCAAGAAGCUUGCCUUGGCCCAGUCCGAGAAGGAAGCCAUCGCAGCCAUUGCCCCAAAGCCCCGUUGGCGCGGCUCCAUCAUCCGGGCAACCUACUUCAACCCGCCCCUGCCUCGCAUGAAGCCGCAACCUAUCAAGGUCUCGAUGAUGAUUCGCUCGCGCGUGCGUCGCCGCCAGCUCCGCCGUGAGAUGCAACUGCGCCAAGAGGACUGGAUAGGCGACAUGCGCAGUGAGAUUGGGUUCUGGCGCCGGCUCGACAUCGACAACCCGGAGGGGCUCGGUGAGUGGUCAAGCACCCUCUCGCGACCCGACCAGAGCUGGGAGUCUACAAACAGGGAAUACAAGGAGUUGGUUAGCGGCCUGUUCAACGCGGAGAACGAGCGUGCUGAAAUGCUCAUCACCGAGAAGCUGCUCGCCGGCGCACGCCGGGCGCGCGCGAGGAGAAACUCGCACCGCCAGCACUGGAUCGAGCAUGCGCGCGUGUGGGACGCCGAGGAAAAGGCGUUGGCGGAGAGCGACCCAGAGGCGUACGCCGUGAUGCACAAGAGGAGGUACAAGAGUCGCAAGUACAUGAACCGCUUCCUGAGGGAUCCGACGCGGAGGGCCGGGGUCGCCAUCGUGCCGAAUGCCAACGCGGCUCCUGGCCAAGUGCUCCAGCUCCAGCACCAGGACGACAGCUCUCCCACCCAGGGCAGGCGAGGGCGACGCCAAUCAAACGCAGUGGCGGCGACACCUGCGCCAGCGGCUCAAGACAGCCACAACGACACCCCACCGGCACCAGUCAAGCGAGGUCGACCCAGGAAGACGAUACCAGCUGAGACUGAGGCCGUCGUCAAUGCCAAGGACAAAGCCGACAGUCUGCCAUCGCCAGUUAAGCGCGGGCGGCCCAGGAAGACGGCUGUAGUUGAGACCGAGCCGAAGGACGUCAGCAGCGACGGCCCGCCAUCGCCAGUUAAGCGUGGGCGACCCAGGAAGACGGCCGCAUCCGAGACUGGACCGAAGGAGGUCAACAGUGACAGCCCACCAGCAUCCACCAAACCCGACCGUGGUCGUCCUAGAAAGGCAGUAGAGACAACAUCCACCAGCGACAGCACGCCAGUGAGUUGA